AUGGCAGACGACGUGAAGCCAGAAGUAAUUAAGAAGACGCAAGAUCUGCUUGGAAAAUAUUUUAAGAAACCACCGCUUACUGAGAAACUUCUGAAGAAACCACCGUUUAGAUUUCUUCACGACAUUGUGUCGGUGGUGAUAAGGGAAACUGGUUUCUUGGAUGGUUUGUACACUGAACAUGAACUGAACUCUGAGAAUAUAAACAACAAAGAAGCAAAACUUGCCUACUUAACAAAAUUGAUUGAUGUUGUCAAACUAACUACUGGUGCUAACUUGACUGUGAGAGCCAGUAAAAUAAUUUCUGGCCAGGAACCCACUAAGACGAAUGAGUUACUACAGACAAUUGGGAAAGCCUUAGACAAAAAGAUAAAUAGUGCUGAAGCUAUAGAGCAUUAUAAAAGGAACUUGGAGAUAGGUAAAUCAACUGUGAAAGGUAAGUCGUCUGCCAGGAAAGAAGAAAAGAAAACAUCAUCUAAAGAGAUUUCUCAAAAGAGAGUUACACCGGGCAAGGAUAGGUCUUCUGACCGAAGAAAAAAAAUUUCCACUGAGAAUCAUGCAUCAAAAAAUGAUCUGGAAACACAUAAAAGUGAAAAUCAGGAAUCUCAAACAAAAGUCGAAGGUGCACAAGCUUCUGUAACUGAGUCAUCACGGGAUAAAGUUUCUUCGUCGGCGCAUAGAAGAAAAACUUCGUCUGCUAAACCAAAACCCAGUAUAUCUAAUGUGCCUCCAUCCGAGACAACUCCUUCACAAGAAAAUGCGAAUAUAGAUAAAAAAGUGGACGAGAACAGAAAACAAAAGGAAAUUGAAACUAAAUCGAAACAAACUACGUAUAAUGAAAAUAAUGAAUCUCUGAAGCGUGAACAAAAUGUAUCGGAUACAAUACACUUAGGGUCUAAGUCUAUAAACAACGUAGAUAAUAAAGUUAAUGAAAGCACAGAAAACAUGAAGGCGGAACGUAACGAAAAUGAAGUGAUAAAUCAUGAAAUUUUCAGUCAGAACGAGGAAAAGUCGGACAGUGUAACAUUAAAAACUCAAAAGUCUCAGUUGGAGAAUAGUGAUAUUAGUCUUUCACAAUCAAAUAAUAGACCAAAAACUUCUUUACGUCCUCCUAGUGCGAGACCAAUUAGUGCCAGGCCUGCAGCACCUAGAUUACGGGGAAAGCCAGAAUUAAUUGUUAAUGAAGAAAUACUAACACCCAUGGGUAAUAUCAGUGUUAUCGUCGAAAAUUCUGAAACUAAAGAAGACGAUGAUGCUGAGGACAUGGUAGUUAUGGAAACUAGAGGUGGCGGUGAUUCUCUGGAAAAUAACGGUACAUUCAAAGUUGACGAUCAAUUAACUCAAGAACAUGGACAUCUUGUUGCUCAAAUAUUAGAAACACAGAAAGAACUCGUUAAUCAUGAGAACGUAGAUGUGAUACCUAAAAAGACAAAUAUUGCAUGGGACACAAGUACAAAGCGAGAUGUAGUUAUUAAGGAAGUCGAUAAACUCCGUAACACAAUUCAAACUUUGACUCGUGCAACUAAUCCACUUGGAAAGUUGUUUGAUUAUUUUCAGGAAGAUGUAGAGAUAAUGCAGAAAGAAUUACUGGAAUGGCGACAUCAACAUCAACAAUUGAACGAACAAUUAAAGAUAGAAAAAUUAAAGACGCAAGAAUUGAUAGAACCUAUGAAAGAAACAUUAAAAGAAAUCGAUCAAAACAUGAAAGUACAAUUGGAUAAAAUAUGUCAAGCAAAGGCACAAAUAAUGAAAAACGAUCAAAGGAUACAAACGUUAUUAAAUGGCCGGGUUUGA
This is a messenger RNA of Dufourea novaeangliae, 1791 nucleotides long. RefSeq names its product TRAF3-interacting protein 1 (gene IFT54). Gene Ontology annotation, biological process: cilium assembly; intraciliary transport; regulation of microtubule cytoskeleton organization. Bases 1 to 1791 code for a protein of 596 amino acids. Gene Ontology annotation, molecular function: microtubule binding. Gene Ontology annotation, cellular component: ciliary basal body; intraciliary transport particle B; centrosome. Lineage: Eukaryota; Metazoa; Arthropoda; Insecta; Hymenoptera; Halictidae. The record is from RefSeq and is a predicted model, not a curated record. The transcript has 10 exons.